Molecule: messenger RNA, 1710 nt
Organism: Symbiodinium sp. CCMP2592
Lineage: Eukaryota; Dinophyceae; Suessiales; Symbiodiniaceae
Source: the annotation of a GenBank genome assembly
AUGGCAGCUCGCCUCAGUUUCCGCGGCCCCUCGUCUUCCGCCAAAGGUGGCUGGCUUCUGGCAGGACUCGAAGACGGAGCUCCAACUUCCACUGCGGCGCUGGCUGUGGAGCAGUUCAAACUGGCUGACAUCGGCGAGGGCAUCGCCGAGGUUCAGCUGACCGAGUGGUUCGUUAAGGAGGGCGACAUGGUCAAGGAAAUGGACAACGUUUGCAGUGUCGAGAGCGACAAGGCGUCCGUGGAACUCACCAGCCCCUACACAGGGAAGGUCACCAAGAUCCACCACAAGGUGCAGGACACGGUGAAAGUGGGCUCUGUGCUCAUCGACGUGGAGACAGGCGGCUCCUCGGCCGCCCCAGCCGCAGCGCCGGCCACUCCGGCCACGCCUGCGCCUGCAGCUACGCCGGCGGCGGCCCCUGCCGCUGCAGGGGGUGCCCAGGUGCAGGCCUUCAAGCUGGCAGACAUCGGCGAGGGCAUCGCCGAGGUCCAGCUCACGGAGUGGUUCGUCAAAGAAGGUGACGUGGUCAAGGAGAUGGACAACCUCUGUUCCGUUGAGAGCGACAAGGCUUCGGUCGAGCUCUCCAGCCCCUUCAGUGGCAAAGUGGUGAAGAUCCACCACAAGGUUCAAGACACGGUGAAGGUCGGAAGCACCUUGGUGGACAUCGAGACGGCUUCCUCUGCCGCUGCCCCAUCGACACCGGCGCCGGCUGCACCAACGCCAGCAGCCACCCCUGCGGCCAGCCCUGCGCCGGCCCAGCCAGCGGCCACCGCGGCGCCGAAAGCUGCGCCGGCUGGCAAGGCUGCUCCGGGCGUUCUAGCGACCCCAAAGGUGCGUAGCCUUGCGAAGAAGCUGGGCAUCGACUUGAACACCGUCAAGGGCACAGGGGCGAAUGGCCGCGUGCUCGAGGAGGAUCUGAGUGGUGCCGGUGCGCCGGCCACAGCAAGUGGUGCCCCCACGGCGGCGGCGGUGUUCGUGCCCGCCGCGCGCGUCCUGGAGGAUCAAGUGAUUCAGAUCACUGACAACGUCGGCAAGGGCAUGGUCAAGUCCAUGCAAGCGUCUCUCGUCGUGCCCUACAUGGCUUUGGGGGAGGAGAUUGACAUGACCGACAUGCUGGCCUUGCAAAAGCAAUUGAAGGACUAUGCGCUGAAGAAGUACGGGACCAAGGUCACGGUGACCUCCUUCAUGUUGAAGGCCAUCUCUUUGGCCCUCUACGACAACCCGAAGAUGAAUUCCAAGUUCGGGCCCUCGGAGGCGAAUCCCCCCAGCUACACCGUCUACGGCUCUCACAACAUCUCGGUUGCGGUGGACACACCUCAUGGACUCAUGGUCCCCAACAUCAAGGACGUGGGCGGCAAGAACGUGAUCGAGAUCCAGCAGGAGCUGAUGCGUCUGGCUGCAGCGGCGCAGGCAGGCAAGCUGGCCCUCAACGACAUCCAGGGUGGCACCAUCACACUUUCCAACAUCGGCGUGAUCGGCACCAAGGACCCAAGGCCGAUCCUCUUCGACGGCCAGGCCGUGAUCGGCGCCACGGGCCGCACCAUGGCGCUGCCCCGCUACAACGCCAAGAUGGAGUUGGUGCCCCGACAAGUCAUGAACAUCCGCUGGGUCGGAGACCAUCGUCACUUGGACGGCGCCGCACUUGCACGCUUCUCCAACUCCUUCAAGCAGUACAUGGAGAAUCCUGGGGAGUGGUGCCUGACGAUGAGAUGA